UACUCUGAGAGAGAGAGGGAGAGAAGUGGGAGAGAGUGUGAGAAAAGAGGGAGAGAAGUGUGAGAGAGAGAGAGAGAGAUUUAAGAAACUUGAAAUGGAGACCCCAUCAUCAGCCAAAAGAACUCUAAGAUCACACGCUUUUGCAGAAAACGAUCAAAAGGGUGUCCCAAACCCACUUCAAAAAAGUGGGAAAAAUCAGCAAGAUCGAUCAGCACUGUUCGAUAUAACCAACGAUUCUCCCAUUGUUGGAUUGGCAAUGGGGCAUUUGAGCACCCCAUUAUCAUCUCAUUCCAAGAAAAACAGUCUUACUACCACUCAAUGCUCUACUAACAACACUGGAACUACCACUCCUGGUUCUGGUGAAGCAUUGCUGAGAAAUCAAGUGAAAAGCCUAUUGCACAAAGUCGAAGAAGAAGCCGAGAUUGUCAAGUUCUCAUUAGAGGAUAUUGGAGGGCCUUUUGUUCAUAUCAAAGGCCUUGUUGCUGAUUCUCCUAUGCCUUUUCUUGCCCCAACUCCGACUAAUACUCCUGUCUACGGAACUCAAAUUGCAGAUAAAUUCGGAUUGGUCUCGGGUUUUAGUACUCCUGUCCUAGAACAAGUAUCCAUCACAAAGAUGGUGACUGAGAUAAUUGAAAGGCAGAAUAAGAAGGAAGAAGAGAGUUUGAUCACCAGGUCCCUGAUAUUUGAUUUCCAUGAGAAUUCAUCUGAUUGUGUCUCAACAAUGACAUAUCAAGAAGGCAGUGCGGCUAAUAAGGCCAAGUUCUGUACCGGUGAUGAUAAUGCGGUCUGACGGAGAAGAUUUCGAUGAUGAUGAUGAUGCAUUGGAUGAUCUUUGUGAAGGGUAAUGACCCUAAAUUCAGAGGAAAGGAUACAAGAUUCAUGUAUUGAUUGCAACAGAGACGUUGCUUAAUAAUAAAUUUCUGUAGUGUUCGGAUUCAGAACAAUUUUUUUUUUUUUUUGACAAAUAUUCCGUGAAUCAGAUUCAACUAUUCAAGCUCUUAGUGGAUUUUCUAGAGCUGGAUACAGUAACAUUUUAACAUGAACAUAUUUUCUUACGAA
Messenger RNA from Daucus carota subsp. sativus, 1059 nucleotides. RefSeq lists its product as uncharacterized. The coding region runs from base 95 to 790 and encodes 231 amino acids. Lineage: Eukaryota; Viridiplantae; Streptophyta; Magnoliopsida; Apiales; Apiaceae. The record is from RefSeq and is a predicted model, not a curated record. The transcript has 2 exons.